AUCAUCCACAGAACAGACGUGUCAGUUAAACGUCCCCGUGGACAGUGUCAGAGCCACAGCAGCUGCCUGGCCGUCCCCCCUCUGUCUGUGGGCAGCGUUUGGUCCAUCAGAGACUAAGUGACAACUAACUUAGCCGUGUAGCUACACGCUAACCCAGAAGCCACUUGGAGCUAACCCAGCUCUAAAGCUACUUACCGACGCUGAGAGGCGGUUACAAAGAGCCGCCAACAACCGGGCGGGAGCCCGCAGGCGGACAGCGGGAACGGAGCUCUGAUACCGCGGGUUAAACCUCCAGCACUGACCCGGUGUUCACUACCGACAGAAUGUUUCCUUGGUCUGCGGUUUUCUCCCUUGAGCCUAAAGUCCCUGGUCAGCGCACCGCUGAGGAGCUGGUAACCAAUACUCUGAUGUUGGAGCUGGGGGCCAUGGUGAAACGCACCGAACGCAUCCGUUUAGAAAGGAUGGCAGAGGGCCGCCGCCGUCGCAGCUCCUCCACUACAGCCGACUACAGCUGGCUGGCCAACACCCCCACCCCACAGCCCUAUGAGCUGACCCCCAGUGACCUGCUGGAGCUGCAGGACCUCUGUGCCAAGAUCCCUCCGGCACAGUGUGGCCCUUUGAUCGUCAGGUUCAGGAGGCUGGUGUCGCAGAUGGAGCCUGAGGUUCAGGAGGUGGCCCGGCUUUUUCGCUCAGUACUGCGCGACUGCGUGGACGAGAUGAAUGGAAACGAAUACAUUCAGACACAGGAUAAUGUGUUUGAGAAGCAGCAGCGCAGCAAGAGCCUCUCCUUCGUAACUUUCCGUACAAAGUUUCGCUCGGGGUACUUCUUCAAGGGCGGAGGCCUGAGGGGCUCCAGGGGGAACCUGCAGCAGCAGGUGGACUGGUACAACGAGGAGGAGGAGGAGGAAGAGGAUGGAGCAGAGGAGGAGGCCAUCAGGGCCAGGGCAAGGAAAGGAAGGAGCAACAGCAUGCCAGAGAUUACCCCUAUGGAGCAAAGUGCCCUGGGUUGAGAGGAAGGAGGGAGAGUGAGGUCAAUCCAGAAGGGGUCUUGGAAGGAUAACAGAGGGCCAACAUAAAUCAGGGGGAAGGAGUGACAGGAUAAAUAUAAAAAAAAAAGAAGGUUCACUAGAUUUCCUCUUAUCUGGCCACUUUUGAAAUAUCAAAAGAGAGAGGAGGCCAAAAAAAGUACACUGUACAAUAGCUGAUGAACUUUAGUCUGUCACAAGAAGCUUUAUUGGUCUCAUUUCAACAUGUGUGAAGAAGAGUGGUAAACAUUUUGUUUUGUUUUGCUGAUGACCAUCCAAAUAAAAUACAAAUGUGAACCUCAUGGUGGCGCUAGAAGAAAUGUAAGAGGGUCACUUUAACCCAGAAACUGAUGGAUGCUGACAUCCCUAGAGGUGAGACGCUAAUGUAGAUUAAAAUCUAAAACGUGCUGCAUGGGAUUUUCUUGAGUGAAAUCUCUUGACUGUUUAACCUUCGUAUGCUUCAGGUCUCUCUAAAACCCUUUAACUGAUGCUCGCCAAACCACAGUUCCUGAUCAUAUGCACAUCAUGUUACCAUCCCUUUAAAAACAUAUAGUACAACAGAGCAGCUGUCGGCAUAGAUAUCAGGGAAGUUCAGCUCAGGCCUCUCAUGUGGACAUUCAACAGUUUGAAUCAGUGAGCAGGUGCUCACAUAAUGUAUCCAUUAAGCAAGUCCUCAUCAUGUCAGUCAUUUGUAAAUUAUUUUUUAUUGUGGAUAUAAAAUUUAUUUGGAGAAAUUAACAUGAAUGUGAUUAAAACAUUAGUUUUUUCACAAAUAUAUCUGUGUUUUUUGGAUUAAAUAUACAGUUGAGAAACAUUUUAGACUAAAGUAAUUUUGGCAACGAGUCACUGUUAAGUUUACACUAAAGGGACACAUGAUAUAUGGAUGUUUUGCCAUUGGUGUCUGACAAGGUAAAAAUAUUAAUAUGCAUAUCUACCUCGGACUGUACCGUAAUAAAUGAAAGGAAGAGAAAAUAAAAACCAUACGACUGUGGUGAAAUGUUUGGAAUAUAAACUGUAGCAUGGCUCUAUUUAGCACCUCUCUGUUGGUGAGUCUCAGCAUGGCUAAUUAUAUCCCUGCUGACUAAUCCUAUUAUCUCAAGAAAAUCUCAUCCAUAAAUGCCAACACCCCAUUAUUCUUUUAUUAAUAUGCACUUUCUUAUCAAUACAUCAUUAUCACUAUUUGCACUUUGUACACUGAAGUCAAGGCAUUUGGCUAAAAAAAACAAAAAAACAAGAGGAAAAUUAGGAAGAAUGUUUUCCUCCUUCUUAAAAAGCUGUGGUCAUUUAAAUACCUGCCUGUACAUUAGACGAAGGAGGGAAACAACUACAACAGUGAUAUCCAACCAGACACUUCCAGGGUAUCUGGCUGAAUGAGUCACUUCAUUAGUCGUCCUUAGAAAACCAACGCAACCCUGUCAGAAGCACUGAUGUCAAACCCGGCUCCUGUUCAGACACUUGUAGGCUGUCGUCUUCAUGCGGCACCGAAUGUGGAAGGUAUACACUUUUCCAACAAUUCCACAUGCUUCCCGGUUGCAACCAAUUUAAUUUAAAACAGUUUUCUUACAUAGCUUAACAUGUCAUACAGCUCGUUCCUGAAUGAUACUAACAAAGUCUCCUUUAUUAACUGGCUCUGUCUUCUUGUGCCUUCAGGAGACUAAAUGCCAGCCCACAGAGAAUGUCUUCGUAUUGUGUCACAGUUCAUUUAGAUUAUUCGUUUGGCAAAACGACAUUGAAAGAAAAACAGAGGGAAAUGGAUAAAAAAUAUUCCACGUCAUAACUGAAUGGUGUAAAGUGAAUAAUUGCUGAUAAGUGAGACACUCUUCAAUAAAAAGCAGGUAAACUAAGAAGCAAAAUAAUCUGAGCAUAAACUCCAGUUCUGCUGUUUGGCUUAGAAAUAAUGAUAAUAACAGAUGACAUGUGGCAAGGGAGGGAAAACAAGGAAAA
This is a messenger RNA of Paralichthys olivaceus (Japanese flounder), 2969 nucleotides long. Its product is annotated as protein RD3. The record is from RefSeq and is a predicted model, not a curated record. Lineage: Eukaryota; Metazoa; Chordata; Actinopteri; Pleuronectiformes; Paralichthyidae.